AUGGAGGGGAACACAUCUUAUGACCAGAAUUUGUCCUCCAUUCAAAAAGGAAACUUUACUAAUGACGAGAACAUCUCCUACAUUAACGCUGACCUGAAUUCAAUACUUGCUCUGGACUAUAUUUAUGUGACUGUAGUUAUUGUAAUCCUCCUUGUAUGUGGGGUUAUUGGGAAUGCCAUAGUCAUAAAAAUUUACUGUUUCAGUAUAAAAGUGGAUCCCUUGAGUGGUCGCGCCUUCAUUCCAGCUUUAGCGGUUGUAGACCUAUUGUCUUGCAUUGCUGGAUCUAUCAUUUAUUUGGUCCAGAAUUUACAGGCAGCCUCGUUUUCGGGUGAUGCGCUCUGCAAGUUUUACUAUGUUUUGGCGUAUUCCUGCACAAUGGGAGCAUCAUUAAUGUUGGUGAUUAUUUCUAUUCAUCGUCACAGAAAAGUGUGCACUCCUUUCAAGAAACAAUUCCCAGUACAAGUGGUCAAGUUUUCCCCCUUAGUCGCAGGGAUAGCCGGACUUGUCCUUACUCUUCCAAUGAUUCCCAUUGUGGGAGAAUACAAAUACAAACAAAUUUUCUACGAAGAAUACGGCCAAAAGUGUACGGUUUUGUACCACACGUACAUGGAGAUUUAUUUUUGGAUAUAUUUUAUCAUUAUUGCUUCCAUAUUCCUUGCUUCGUGUUUAGUGAUAAGUGUUUUAAGCUUUCUGAUACACAGAACAAUCAAAAGACAGAUUCAGUUUCGAAAAAGCAGUACAUCCAGCAGGACUGAGGCAAGCUUUUCUAGUUCUCCUCUUCCUCACCCGUCAAAUGCCGAGGAAUCCGACUCACAUUCGGAACUUCAAAGCAUUAAAACUCCAUUGAGUGUGAAGGAUGGUGCCAAAGGAACAAUGAACGGUAGUUUGAAGAGGGCAUCCUCGAAACUUCGACCCAAAAGAGAAAAACGAGAGUAUGCCAUCAUGUUCCUGGCUAUAUCCGUUGUGUAUGUGAUCACAUGGUUACCAACCCUCGCAGUAAAUGGAAUUAAGGUCCUAUUUAAGGGUGUAGAGGAAACCUCUUCCCCACCU
Saccostrea cuccullata (small rock oyster) is the source of this 1050-nucleotide messenger RNA. RefSeq names its product neurotensin receptor type 1-like. The annotation marks the transcript as partial. The record is from RefSeq and is a predicted model, not a curated record. NCBI's taxonomy places the organism in Eukaryota, Metazoa, Mollusca, Bivalvia, Ostreida, Ostreidae. Gene Ontology annotation, cellular component: membrane. Gene Ontology annotation, biological process: G protein-coupled receptor signaling pathway. The transcript has a single exon. Gene Ontology annotation, molecular function: G protein-coupled receptor activity.